AUCACUUCCAUUGCUUCUCCAAAUAUAUCCAAAAAAAAAAAAAAAAAAAAAAAAAAAAAAAAAAAACAACGAAGACUUUCAUUUUCAAAAGCAUGGCCUCUUCAAUCAAAUUGUCAUUCAUCCUCUUCUUUGCUUGCUCUCUCUUCCUCCAAGGAACUCUAGGUGAGAUUAUAUGUGAGGACUUGCCAGUAGAUGUAUGUUCAUUUUCGAUAUCAUCGUCUGGGAAGAGAUGUGUUUUGGAAAAUGAGGAGACGAAGGAGGGAAAGGUAGAUUACCAAUGUAAGACAUCGGAGGUGGUGGUGGAGAGGAUGUCCGAAUACAUUGAGACCGACGAAUGCGUCAGCACGUGCGGUGUCGAUAGGAACAACGUUGGGAUAUCAUCGGAUGCAUUGCUUGAGUCACAAUUCACUGCCAUGCUUUGCUCCUCUGACUGUUACCAGAAUUGCCCUAACAUUGUUGAUCUCUACUUCAACUUGGCCGCCGGCGAAGGAGUAUUUUUGCCAGAUCUUUGUGAGAGACAGAGAACCAAUCCUCACCGCGCCAUGUUUGAACUUUCGAGCUCUGGUGCUGCACCUGGUCCUCUUGCCAGCGAAGUGUCUCACCUCGCUGCAGUCCCUGCCCCUUCUCCUGCUUUCUUCUAAAUUACUUUUGCACCAAAUUUCGUUUUGAAGCAUUUUCAUUUGAAGUUUAUGUAUUGGUUUGUCAAUAAUUAUGUUACAUAAUUGAGCUACAGAUUCUAUUGAUAAUUUCUUUUUCCAAAUGUGUGAUCAGUAAAUACUAUUAUAUAUUGAGAAUCCAUUUUUCAUA
This is a messenger RNA of Camellia sinensis, 807 nucleotides long. RefSeq lists its product as uncharacterized. The record is from RefSeq and is a predicted model, not a curated record. NCBI's taxonomy places the organism in Eukaryota, Viridiplantae, Streptophyta, Magnoliopsida, Ericales, Theaceae.